This is a messenger RNA of Priapulus caudatus, 2216 nucleotides long. Its product is annotated as protein FAM8A1-like. NCBI's taxonomy places the organism in Eukaryota, Metazoa, Priapulida, Priapulimorpha, Priapulimorphida, Priapulidae. Bases 101 to 1015 code for a protein of 304 amino acids. The transcript is spliced from 5 exons. The record is from RefSeq and is a predicted model, not a curated record.
AACAAAUGGCGACUGAGUAAAAGCGAAAGUACUUUGCUGGAAAGUUAACGCUUUUUAUAUUAAUCAGAGCAUUAUUCUGAGAUAAAAGUGACGCAACAAAAUGACUAAUGAGCAAACGUCUAGUGUGCAGUUCACGCAAUGGUUUCGUGGCCGUCAAGAAACCGUUGACUACAAAUCCGCUAACGACUAUGCCGUGGCCGUACGGCAGUGGAUGUGGCAAUGUCACAUAUGGAAGUUUUACACUAUGUUCCCUUUUGGCAUGCCACCGUCACCUCCACAAGGACUAGCCUCCAACGUUGGUUUAUAUGAAGAGACCAGAGAUUCGCAUGGUAACGUUGUUCAGCAACACUACCAGGGAUUGCCGCUUGCAGGACUGCUGCUUCCAUUCCCGCUAGGUGUGGGACAGCCACAUGCACCAGGACUUCGUGCAGAAGCGGCUUACACAGCCACAACUAGCGCAGCAGCUCAACGUCCAGGGCGACAAUACAGGAUACCUCACGUGUGGAAACGUUUCUGCGCAGAGACAAUCGAUUUCUUGAUUUUGUUCGUCCUCAAGGUCAUCUUGACGCUCAUAGCAGCCGAGGAGUUUGAUCUAAUACAGCUGACAGAGUAUGAGUGGGCAGACUUGACUGAUUCAGACAACUUUGAAACAGCACUACGCUUCACUCAGGACCUGAUGAUUUUGGAGCUUAUAUAUCGACUGUCAUGUCUAGUGUAUGAGACUAUAUUUCUGCAAAGAGGGCUUACUUCGUCUGGUGGUUCAACUCCCGGUAAAAGGAUGUUAGGGUUGAAGGUUGUGCUGUGUCGUGAAAUUCAGGAACUUCCUGAUGGGAGGGUUAUCGUUGUCCCUGCUGACGACCUUGGAUUUGGCUGGGCUCUUCUUCGAUCGUUGGUGAAGAAUUUCUCAAUUGCCUUUAUGUUUCCAAUUACAUUAACAAUGUGCCUGUUUCAACAUAAUAGAGCUGUUUACGAUCUUAUUGCAAAUUCAGUUGUUGUAGAAGACCUUGUGAAUUAGACUUAGAGCGGCAUUUUUGUAUGCCUACUUUUAUAAGGCCAGCAAUGGUUUCUUCUUUAUAACAACAAAUAUUGGAUGAUUCGUUGAUACUGCAUAGUGUACAGUGUAUAUAUUCAUAGUAAAUGCAUAUGUUUAACAGUCCUUCCAGACAAUUAAUCUUUCAGAAAGAAUUUUCAAAGAUAUUAUUCUUUAAAGAACAAAUUAUUUUAGCCUUUUGUAAUUAUGUAUGUAGGUGUGUGCAUGCAUUUGUGCGUGUGUGUACGAAAAAACAUGUAUUUGUUAUUUUAAAGGAAAUCGUUCGUAAUCUUUUCAAGGUUUAAUUAAUUGCAAUCAUCUUGUGCAAGCGACUGCAGCUUCGUAACCCUGUCACAGUAAUAUUCAAGAUUCAUCUCAGAUUCUGCUUACCAGUUUAAACGUUUUCUUUAUUGUCCACAAGUGGACUUGCAACUAAUCUAAUAUUGAAGUUGCAUAAUAGGCAUGCCUACAUGGCUUACAACUUCAGCUGCAAAUGUACAUAAAUCAGGUGAGAAUAUAAACUCUAACAAAGUAAAACAUUGUAUGCUACUCGUGUGUAGCAUCCUAUGUUUAAUGAGCAAAGAAUUAAUUAAAUGCCAGUCAUGUCUAGUAUUUCUGUAGCAAAAUCGAAAAUAUUUGUAAUUAAUCAUGUCAAUGGAUGUGUGCACUAAUAUGAUUUACCAGUGUGCUCUAUUAGGUAUUGUUCAUGUUUGUGCUGUAGAAGCAGAGUUACAUGUAUAUUAUCAGAAGUGUCAUAAUACAGAGUCUAUAUAAUAUAAAGUAUAUAUGACACUCUUGAUAUUAUGUUAGAAAUGAGGCAGAGAUUAUGUUGUAAUAAUGUUCAAGAUUGAUAUGCUUUCCACUUUUCCAGUUAUAUGUCAUUACAUUAACAGAAUAGUUUAUGCGCUCUUGAUUACACAUAACGUAUUGUUGCGAAAUUAUUCUAUUGUAUGGUAGAAAGGGUGAUGGCUUCCCAUUUGUAUUGCGCCAGUAUCAUGCCUAGAAAGUGAAUAUACAUAUUAUUUUAGGUUUAUUUAAUUCUUUUCUCUCUAAUGUCGGUCAUUGCCAAUGUUGAAUAAUUAUUUUCAGUCUAGAGCUUACAUAGCAAACUAUUACUUGCUCAUUAAAAAUGAUUGAAAAAUUUUCCUGGAUCUGAAGCUGUUAAUAAAAGUGAUAUAUUAAUGUU